UAUGCUUUAAUUUUAUCUGGGUAUUUUAGAUCCUAUUUUGACAAUAUCUAUCCAACUUACCUUUCGUAUAUUGCUUAUAUUUUGUGACCGGUUUAUUCUAUGCGACAUUUCAUCAAAUUCUAGUUUGAAUGUAUUAGUUUUUCUGGCAUACUACUGAUGUGCCUUUUGACAAUUUUUCAUAUCAAUCUGGUAUAUGAGUGAUGUACCGGUGAAGCUGUAAUGCAGUGGUUCGGACUCUUGGAUUUCAACUAUUGACGUUCGGGAAGCUAAGGUUCACGUUGAACUUUGCGCAGAUAAAUUGAAAGCGUGUAAAGCUAUAUAUGCUGAGGCAAUGUCGAAACUUGAACAUUUUUCCAAUUCAGUUCAUAUACUACGCCAAAGUCAAUGUACCAGUAAUGAUGAUAUGAAUAACCGUGAUAAUUGUUAUCUAAGCAACACAAAUAAUGAUGAAUAUACUCAUUACAGUCUACGAAGUAGUAAUCUAGUCAUCAAUUCAAAAGAUACUGAUAAUAAAUCAACAUCUCACAUGUCUUCCAGUUUAAAUCAGACUCCUACAAGUUUUGAUGGGGUUUUCACCGAUGAAGUUCGACAAAUUAAUGAAGUGAAUAAAGUACACCAGUGUUCUACACACUUUUCUGUUUGUGAUCUACAGAUGAACAGUUCAAAGACAAGAAUAUUUCCAAUAAUGGAUGGUUUGUUGGAG
Messenger RNA from Heterobilharzia americana, 703 nucleotides. The record is from the annotation of a GenBank genome assembly. NCBI's taxonomy places the organism in Eukaryota, Metazoa, Platyhelminthes, Trematoda, Strigeidida, Schistosomatidae.